Molecule: messenger RNA, 933 nt
Organism: Phytophthora nicotianae INRA-310
Lineage: Eukaryota; Oomycota; Peronosporomycetes; Peronosporales; Peronosporaceae
Exons: 8
Coding region: 1-933 (310 amino acids)
Biological process (GO): regulation of actin filament polymerization
Molecular function (GO): small GTPase binding
Source: RefSeq, a predicted model, not a curated record
AUGCCGCGGAUUUUCAACUUCUCGCUACGCCACAGUAGCGACAAAAGCUUUUCCGACGCCAUUAUCGACCAAAUGUGUCAGGACCUUGCAGCCGAAUCGGAUGUUAUUAUCACUCAAGCCAAGAAUGCGCUAGUUCGAGUACAGUGUUACGAGGGAUGUCUACAGCUCAUCCAAAAGGCAGGUUCAAAGGUGUAUGCAACCAUUCGCGAGCCGAAUAAUGAGGAUCUCAAGAUGGAGCUUAUCAUGAGGUUAGUCCCAAACAUUAACACGAUCCGAACUCUGUACGACCUCGCGAUAGACAUCGAGACGAUAUUCGCGGCGCUUGUCCAGAUUUCAAGCCAAAAAUCAACCAAGAAGGCUGCAUGUUUCCUCAUGGAAAAGAUUGCGAGUCUGAUAGACUUUGCAGUGAGUUUUGAUAGUUUGAAGGCGAAGACUCCCGAUAUUCAAAACGACCUCAGCCACUUCCGACGGUUCAUAGCAGUCAAUGCGUCGCUCUCAAACCAACUGGAGAGUCUCACAGAUGCCCCGUUAAAUGCCAUGUCAUUUUUCGUGGCCGAUCAUUGUCCAAUGCUGAAAGUACUGAUCCGAGCGAUUGAGUGCGCCAUGACCAAGGAACCAGCGGCUGUGGACGUUUCAGCUGUGCUGGCAAAUUCUCGUUGUUCCUCAAUAGCAGGGAGCAGACCAAAGGACGGACGUCCCAUGAUGAACUAUUUGCGUGCUAUGACCGGAGCAAUCAUCCUCUACGAUCACACAGCAGUUCACGGCGCGUUUGGCUCCAAAUCAGAAGUGAAGAUAAAGCGAUGCGUCAAGGAACUCGUGCAGUGGAAGCAGAACGGAGCAACAACGGAAUUGAUCGACACAAUUAAGUACUGCAGUCUGCACUACAACGAUCCGUCAACCCCCGAGAAGAUUCGGACACUAAUGAACAAGUAG